UUAAGCACCUCCCCCACUGACAUUGGAGCCGUCGACGAGUUAGACAGAAGGCUGAUUUGUGUUUUCAGUUGUUCUUAGUCUAAACACAUUUAGCGAGCUAUGGACGAUUUUGAUAUGCUUAGUGCCCCUCAAGGAAGCGCAGGAAACGGUGUGGGGGCAGACGAGGACCCUGCGGCAGCGUUUCUGGCCCAGCAGGAGAGUGAAAUCGCGGGCAUCGAGAAUGACGAGGGCUUCAGCAUCCUGGACAGCGGAGAAGUGCCUUCAUCCCUGAGCCAUGACCCAGACGGUGGAGCAUUGAAUGGAGAUCUGCAUGGGGAGAGUAACGGUCCUUCAGAUGCAUAUAUGGCUAUCUCCAAUGCUGAUCGGUUGCAGGCGGAGCCAGAGAGCUUGAGGAAGUGGAGAGAAGAACAGCUCGAGAGGCUGGAACAGCUCGAUGCUAACUCCCGUAAGCAGGAGGCCGAGUGGAAGGAGAAUGCGAAGCUGGAGCUGGAGGAGUGGCACACCAGGCAGAACGAGCAGCUGGAGAAGACCAAAGUCAACAACAGGGUGCUGGAUGAGGAUUUCUACAAACAACCCUUCGCUGAUCUGAUUGGUUAUGUCACUCACAUUAACCAUCCUUGCUACCGCCUAGACCAGGCGGCUGAGGAAGCCAUGGUGUCGGAGCUGGAUGUGAACAGUCCUGGCACAGAAUGGGAGCGCGUUGCGCGCCUUUGCGAUUUCAACCCUAAGUCCAGCAAGCAGGCCAAGGACGUCUCCCGCAUGCGUUCUGUCCUCAUCUCCCUUAAACAGGCCCCGCUCGUCCGCUAAGCGCUGCCUCUGGAGCCUCAAAACUACAAAUCCCAGCAGCCAUUGGGUUUCACAACAUUGAUCGAUUCCUUUGUGGUCCCAUCCCAAUGGCUUUGAGUUCAAUUUCCAUAUAUGAAUAAUCUAUAUUAUAUUAUAACAUAAUAUGAUAUGGGUAUAUCUAUAUGUUUAUAUAUAUAUAUAUAUUCCAUCUAUGAAUACAUAUAUAAUGAUGUUUAGAUUUGUUUUAUUUUUGGUGUCUAUUUUAAGGACCAAACUCCAUGUUCAUUUUUCCAUGUAGAGACAGUGUGUGACAUUGUAACACUAUCAAACUAUGCAUUUCCCUCCUAAGAUGUUUUGGAAUACAGUACUAAACGUCUUGUGUAAUGUUGUAUACAGAUGAUGGAUAUUAGCUUGUGUGUGUUAAACUAUGUACAGAAAAACUGGUCCACUACACUUCAUUGUGAGAUGAUUGCACAAGUUGUUGAAGAACCGAGCUGUACCCCGGUGAAUGUUGCCUCAUGUUGUCCACCCCGUUUCAGUAUGAUUAAACACAUUUGAAAUGUUA
Molecule: messenger RNA, 1351 nt
Organism: Carassius gibelio (silver crucian carp)
Lineage: Eukaryota; Metazoa; Chordata; Actinopteri; Cypriniformes; Cyprinidae
Product: clathrin light chain A
Exons: 7
Coding region: 100-807 (235 amino acids)
Biological process (GO): intracellular protein transport; clathrin coat assembly; clathrin-dependent endocytosis
Cellular component (GO): plasma membrane; clathrin coat of trans-Golgi network vesicle; synaptic vesicle membrane
Molecular function (GO): clathrin heavy chain binding; structural molecule activity
Source: RefSeq, a predicted model, not a curated record